Molecule: messenger RNA, 1749 nt
Organism: Pogona vitticeps (central bearded dragon)
Lineage: Eukaryota; Metazoa; Chordata; Lepidosauria; Squamata; Agamidae
Gene: MYL3
Product: myosin light chain 3
Cellular component (GO): myosin II complex
Molecular function (GO): calcium ion binding
Source: RefSeq, a predicted model, not a curated record
AGGCCAAGUGCCACAAUGUGUGACAUUCGAGGACGGAGAGGUGGAUAAAGACCUCGGCCAGGAGACCGUCCCGCGCUCUGCUCUGCCUCCCUUAGCCAGCCGCCGGCUUCACCCUCACCUCAGCGCCAUGGCGCCCAAGAAGCCCGAGCCUAAGAAAGCCGAACCCAAGAAAGAAGAGCCAAAGGCCACGCCCAAGCCUGCUCCUUCGACCGAGGCAGAACCCCGGAAAGAAGUAGCCUUCAACCCAGCUAAUAUCAAAGUUGAAUUCUCGAAGGAACAGAUUGACGAGUUCAAGGAAGUCUUUGAGCUCUUUGACCGCACUCCCAAGGGUGAACAGAAGAUCACCUACGCGCAGUGCGGAGAUGUCCUGAGGGCCUGCGGCCAAAACCCCACUCAGGCUGAAGUUCUCAAGGUUCUCGGAAGGCCCAAACCAGACGAGAUGAACCACAAAAUGAUCGACUUUGAUACUUUCCUGCCAAUGCUCCAGCACGUUGCCAAGACGCAAGAAACCGGGACGUUUGAGGAUUUUGUGGAAGGCCUGAGGGUUUUCGACAAGGAAGGCAACGGGACGGUCAUGGGAGCCGAGCUCCGCCAUGUUUUGGCUACAUUGGGAGAACGCCUGAGUGAGGAGGAGGUGGAUAAAUUGAUGGCCGGCCAGGAAGAUUCGAAUGGUUGCAUCAAUUACGAAGCGUUUGUGAAGCAUAUCAUGGCAAGCUGAACCCCAGGGUAUGAGGAUCGCAGCCGGGAGUGGAGUUUGGAUUUCCUCGGAGGCGCAGGAAUGUCUUUGCUGUUUCCCAUCAGGAUUUAGGCUAUUUAACCUCCCCCCCCCAUCUUGCUUCCUCUCUCCUGGACCUCUGUGCCUUGGGCCCUGUGGCUCCGACCGGCUCUCUCAUCUCUACCUCCUCCCCCCCCCUUCAGGACCUCAGGCUCCAUCAUCCCUUCCCCUCCAGAGCUAGCCAGGGGCUGGAACAAUGACUCUGGGGAUGUCAGAGGUGUCACUUUGUGGACUGCAAAUCCCACAAUCCCCUCCACCAGCCAGCCAGCCACUUGGGGGAUUCUGGGAGCUGUCCUCCAAACAAACUAUGGCCAGCUACUCCAUCCAUUUGCUCUCCGUCCAGCCCAUUCGCAAGGCAGGCUUAGACACCUAGCCUGCUUUCUCCACAGCGGUACCCCGUGUCAGGAACAGCCAUUUAGCUGUUCAGAAAAGCCUUCUCCUGAGCUUGGGGGGCAGGAGAGGGUUCCAGCCCCAUCUACGCUCCUCUACUUUUCACAGGGCUCUUGGAAAGUCUUUGGUACCGAGUCCCGAGUUCGAAUCCCUAAUAAAAACAAGCUUUUCCCCCACAGAAAAAAAGGGAGAGGUGGGUGGGUUCUGAGAGAGGAGUGAAAUCAGAACCAUUGAAAACCAACCAACCAACCCUGAGUUCAAUUUAUGAGUCGAUUCAUCAGUUCUACUUAAGUCCAACUUGACAGUGUUUUCUCCUCCCUGGCUUUCCAUGGGUACAGAAGGUGGCUGCUAUUUUCAAGAGUUCCAGCGGGACCCCGGGAUGCAUGCAGCCCCUCCAUUGUGCUCCUCGGUGGCCGAGCCAAGAGCGAGCGAGAAAAAAAAAGACAUCCAAAAAACCAGAGAUUCAGGUUGAAGAGCGCUAUUCAUUCUGCGCAGACAAGACGAGACCUCUGGAAUUACCCCCCUCUUCAUUGUAAUGUUUCCAAUUAAAUGAAUCCUUUUUCUGUGAAAAUCUUUAGGCAUCA